Molecule: messenger RNA, 2118 nt
Organism: Belonocnema kinseyi
Lineage: Eukaryota; Metazoa; Arthropoda; Insecta; Hymenoptera; Cynipidae
Product: glutathione synthetase-like
Exons: 11
Coding region: 453-1895 (480 amino acids)
Biological process (GO): glutathione biosynthetic process
Cellular component (GO): cytosol
Molecular function (GO): glutathione binding; glutathione synthase activity; ATP binding
Source: RefSeq, a predicted model, not a curated record
UUGAACUUGAGAAAGAAUUUACAACAAAAUGAAAAUAUUGAUUAGAUAAAAUAUUAGAUAUUUACAACGUUUUCUUCUUGCCAACGUGUUCUGUGAUUGGUGUUCCGAUAUCUAUAUAAAUUUCUCUUUAAUGGAUUUUCUGUACUGAAAAUAUUAAGAAGAUAAAGUUUUAUCUGAUAGUCAAAGUACGGACGGCAAUACCGGGCCUACCGGUUGCCUCAGGUUGCCUUAGGUUGCCUUAAUGUUUCACAUGCACAUAGCCUCUAUUAAAAAUUAUGGUUUAUUCUCAUCUAUAUUAUUUAAACAUAUGACAUAAUUCUUCUCGUAUCUUAUUACUAGUCACCAACUGACACCUCCUGACAAUCGCAUGUUUACCAUAUUUUUAAAUGAAAAUAAACUGUUAUUGAACGAUUAUUUUGUAAACCUUUGUUAAAUAUUAAACAUUAUUAAUCAUGAAGAAAGCAAAAACGGAACUGUAUGUAGAAGUAAACGUGCCAGAAAAAGAAUUAAAAAGUUUUAUACAAAAGGCAAAGGAUUGGGCACUUAUAAAUGGUAUAAGUAUGAGGUCGAAAGAUCCAUACAGUCCAAAUACGCUGAAGAUUGCUCCAUUUUUACUCUUGCCAUCAACGUUUCCGAAGAAGGAAUUUGUAAAAGCGACGGAGGUACAAAUAACAUUAAAUGAACUAAUGCACAAAGUGGCUCAUGAUCAUCAAUUCUUAACAGAAGUUUUAAAAAGUACAAUUGAGGUAGAUGGUUUCACAGAAAAGCUUUUUAGAAUCUACGAGGCAGUAUACGCGGAAGGUUUUAAUCAGAAAAUCAGCCUCGGUUUAUUUCGAUCAGAUUACAUGCUUCACGGUGACGAUGAUCAUAAAAUUCUACAAGUAGAAUUCAAUACUAUCGCUUCGAGUUUUGCUGCUUUGGCUUGUAAGAUUACAGAAUUUCACAAAUACGUUUUGAAAGAUUUGGGAUAUUCCGAUAAAUUAAAAAAUAUUCCAGAAAAUAAUGCUAUGUCAGGAUUUUGUAGAGGAUUAGUGUGCGCGUGGACUUUAUAUGGGAAUGAUGAAGCCAAGAUGUUGUUUGUCGUUGAGGGUAUUACAUACAAUAUAUGCGAUCAGAGAUUUCUCGAAUUUGGAGUUCAGAAAUUGAAUCCAAGUAUUAAAAUUAUCCGAAGGAGCUUAGGUGAAUUGGUCACGCAAGCCAAAUUGGGACCUAAUAACGAAUUAAUUGUCGAUGAUAGUAUUAUGUCUGUAGUAUACUUUCGUUCUGGUUAUGAGGUGGAAGCUUAUCCUACGGAAAAGGAGUGGGCAGUAAGAUUAAUGGUAGAGCGUUCUCUUGCCAUUAAAUGUCCCUCGAUUCAUUACCAUUUAGCAGGUGCAAAAAAGGUACAACAGGCAUUAGCACUUCCGGGAGUCGUAGAUCGGUUUCUGAAGGAUCCUAAUCUGGUGUCAAAAGUAACUGAUGUGUUUACUGGCCUUUAUGGUCUAGACUUGGAUGAGAAGGGUGAUAAAGCAGUAGCUAUGGCUAUUGAGACACCAAGAAAAUUUGUUUUAAAGCCUCAAAGAGAGGGAGGUGGGAAUAAUUUUUAUGAUGAUGACGUGAGGAUACAGUUAGAAAAAAUGAAAGAUUCGAAGGAAAGGACGGGUUGGAUUCUCAUGGACCGAAUUUGUCCACCGCCUCUGAAGAAUAUCUUGAUACGGGCUGAUAGUGAAGAAUGUGUUGAAGCCCAAGAUGUUAUAACCGAACUUGGUAUUUACGGAGUAAUUGUGGGGAGUGAGAACGAGAUCAAAGUUAACGAACAGGUUGGUCACCUUUUGCGGACGAAAUUGUCUUCUUCCAACGAGGGAGGAAUAGUAUCUGGUGCUGGACAUAUUGACAGUCCUUAUCUUUUAGUUUAAGUUAUUUGAUCAACAGGCUUGAGCAUCACGUCGACUUUUAAUUUGAUAUUCUCUAUUAGUGUGAUUUCGUCUUUUAUCAAAACGUAUUUCCGAAGAAUUGUGGCAAUAAGAACCUUCAUGGCCAUCAUAGCGUAUUUAAAACCUAGAAAGAAAAACAAUAUUUUUACUACAUGAAUUGUAAACUAUUUAUUAAAUUGAUUAAUUACAACAUUAAUUUGACAAA